AUGCUGCACGAUAACCUGCCAGACGUGCCAAAAGACCAGAUUGGCUGUGAGUCUGGGAGUGGCAGUGGGAGUGGGAGUGGGAGCGCAUGCCCUUGUCUGACUCCAGCCAGGCUGAACGCAACGCAACGCAACGCAUCCCACCGCACCGCAUCACCACCCCCACCCCCCCCGCUCUGACAGACUAUGCUGGAUUGGUGGAAUCGCUGUUCGCAGUGGUGCAAUUCCUGACCGGCAUGGUGUGGGGUUCGCUGUCGGAUCGCAUCGGUCGCAAACCGGUGCUGCUGAUCGGUCUGGCAGGCACUUUUGUAAGCGUCAAUGCUUUCGGUCUGGCCAAAUCCUUCCCCGCCAUGAUCCUGGCGCGCGCCAUCAAUGGUCUCAUGAACGGCAACAUCGCCGUCAUCAAGAGCGUGCUGGGUGAAUUGACAGACGAUAGCAAUCAAGCUAGAGCCUUUACCUUUUUGCCCCUCAUGUUCGCCAUUGGCAGCAUCAUCGGUCCUGCCAUCGGCGGCACGCUCAGCGAUCCCGCAAACACCUUUCCCCAUUGGUUUGGUCGUAGUCAAUUUCUCAAAAGCUAUCCCUACUGGUUGCCGUGCGGCGUCGCUGGUCUGCUCAACCUGUUCGGUCUCCUCGUCGGCUUUCUAUUUCUCCAAGAGGUGAGCAUUUGCGGUGCGCUUGCGGGUGCGGGUGCGGGUGCGGGUGCGGGUGCGGGUGCGGGUGCGCUUGCGCUUGCUGUCCAUCAUUGCCCCCUCGCCCUCGCCCUCGCCCUCGCCCUCGCCCUGGCCCUCGCCCUGCUGACUUUUUGCUCUUCUCUUUGCCAGACGCUGCCCUCCAAGGUCAAGGCUGCCGCUGCAAAGAGAAGCGCAGACGCCGCCUCCGCCUCCGCAUCCCUCUCCUCCCCUUCCAACGCGGCCAGCGCAUCUCAGACACCGCGCCGCCUGCAGGAGUCUGGGCAAGCAACGCCGAGGCUAUCCCACCGCUUGUCAGAGCCCGAUCUGGUCCGUGCUUCGCUCAGCAGAGCUUCCUCAAAGCUGUCACCUCGCGCUUUGGAGAGUGAGUUCCAUGCUGAGCGUCGUCCGCUGCUGCAGAACAGCGACGAACGGGUCUCGCACACUCAGCCUGCCGCUACAUCCCCCAUCACCGAUGAGGAGAAGCCGGCGGCAUUCAAGGAAAUCUUCAAGCCCAAGAUUCUCACCGUCCUGUUCAACCAAGCACUCAUCAACCUCAUCAACGUCGCAUACAUGUCCGCUUUGCCGCUCUUUUGCUUCACACCGAUCGAAAAGGGAGGCUUGGACUUCACCAAACAGGACGUCGGUACCAUUUUGGCUGCCAACGGCGUCUUGGCCAUCUUCAUCCAGCUCUUCCUCUUUCCCUUUCUCGAGAAGCGUCUCGGCGGACCGCAGCACGUCCUCAAGCGCAGCUUGCCCUUCAUGGCCAGCACUUUUCUCUUUUUCCCGCUCGCACAUGUGGCGGCGAGGCUCGGCAGGGCAGAGGUGUGGACCGUGCUGGGAGCCAUGCUGGUCUUCAAAUCCAUUGGUGGCAUCUCUAUCGUGAGCGGUACGCUGUGCAUCAACAACGUCGCACCAAACAGGGCGAGCCUGGGUCGAGUCAAUGGGCUGGGUCAGAGCUUGGGUAGUCUGAGCAGAGCUGUUGGGCCCAUCUCGAGCACGAGCCUAUUCGCUUGGUCCAUCACCCAUCCACAAUUCCUCGAUGGUCAGCUCGUCUGGAUCGCAUUCUUUCUAGUGAGUGGGUACAGACGCUGCGCUGUGUGUGUGUGUGUGUGCAUUUGUGGCGCCGACUGAUGAGCUCCAACUCGAUCGCAUGCCUCAAGCUCGCAUUCGGAACUUGGUGAGUCUGGUGCGGCACAAGCGCGACGAUUCUAGCGACGGCAGCUCAUGCGCUACAUGCCGCACUUCAGGUCGAUGUCGCUGCGCAUCCGAGAUGCCAACAAGGCUGCUUGGCGACACAAGGGCGGCCAGGCUGCAACAGAUGCUGCGCGCUCGACGAGCAUCCCGCGCCAAAUCUUUACCACGUUGCGCCUGAAUGCCGAUCAGGAGGGCAUAUCGUCUGGUAGGCUGCAAGAUCACUUUCCGGAGCCCUUCAGCUCCCUGCUUGCGCAGUCGCGAGCAGACGCUUCUGUGCCAGCGACCAUCGCAGCGCAUCGCCUGCAUCAGCGCAUUCCUUUUCUCGCUGCACACCUGCAACGACUGCACGACGGCUUUGAAGCGCUGCACCAGGUCGCACCAGACGUCUGGCCUGACCCAUCUUUGGAGCCCGUCAAGGCUGCUAUGGAGCAGAGUGUGUUGCUAGCAAAGCUAGACGGCGUCUUGGGAGCGAUCAGUGAGGCCAAGAGGGUCAGAGUCGCUAUGGAUCGCUGCGGUCACGUCGAGGUGGAACACUUUGCGCUAUCUCCCACGCCAGCCGUCGACGCUGCAGUUUCGGUGCGCCUCGACACGGUCGGCGUGGCAUCGAGCCUAUCAAGGGAGGCGCAAGUGCUCAUGCGACACAAGACGAUGGCUCGCAAGGUGUACGACGAGGCGAGGGAGCAUGUCGGAGCGACGCUUUUGCCUGCUGGAAAACCUGCCGGCACUUGCUUCGAUGUAUUGCUGUGGCAGCAAGAGGGCGAGGCAGAGUCGCAGCGCUACCUCACCGAAAGCAGCAUUGCGAACAUCGUCUUGGAGCUUUCUCCUACACUACGAGAUUCAAGCGAGGUGCGCUUCGUUACGCCCCACUCCAAACGGCCUCUUUUGCCAGGCUUGGCAAGACAAGAGCUGGUCAGGCGGGGCUUGGUGCAAGAGCGCGACAUUAGCAUCCAAGAAUUGCGUCGCGAGCUUGAUAAGGGAGGCAGGCUGUGGCUCGUCAAUGCGCUUCGUGGCGCUUGGCCGGUCGCUUUGGUCGAUUGA
Molecule: messenger RNA, 2900 nt
Organism: Ceraceosorus bombacis
Lineage: Eukaryota; Fungi; Basidiomycota; Exobasidiomycetes; Ceraceosorales; Ceraceosoraceae
Source: the annotation of a GenBank genome assembly